This is a messenger RNA of Solanum verrucosum, 1690 nucleotides long. Its product is annotated as pentatricopeptide repeat-containing protein At4g25270, chloroplastic. Gene Ontology annotation, molecular function: protein binding; RNA binding. NCBI's taxonomy places the organism in Eukaryota, Viridiplantae, Streptophyta, Magnoliopsida, Solanales, Solanaceae. Gene Ontology annotation, biological process: RNA modification. The transcript has a single exon. Bases 7 to 1635 code for a protein of 542 amino acids. The record is from RefSeq and is a predicted model, not a curated record.
CUGCAAAUGGAGACAAUGGCUCUAACAUUGCAGCAAAACAUUACCAUUAGCAUGAGCUUCAGAUCGCCGCAUCAUCACUUUGCAAAAUCCACACACCCAACUUUCUCUUUUACAAAUGAAAACACAAAAAACCAGAAACUUCAUAUGGAAAACCCAAAAAGCCGCCGCAUCAGUCUGCAAAAAUCAGGCCAAACCCAGCUGCUUUCCAAUCAGAAAAUCCCACCCAAAACUAAACUCGAAGCUCUUGAAACUGUCAUUAGGAAUUUAGAAGUCACUGUGAAAAAUGGCACUGAUAUUUACGACCCACAAAUCUUUGCUUCCCUUUUAGAAACAUGCUUUCAAUUGCAGGCAAUUGAUCAUGGUAUCCGUGUUCAUAACCUCAUUCCCGAGAAGCUUUUACGUAAAAACGUGGGUAUUUCAUCGAAGCUGAUUAGACUUUACGCGUGCAGUGGACAAACUCAGAAAGCCCAUCAACUGUUUGAUAAAAUGCCUAAAAGAAAUAACUCUGCAUUUCCUUGGAAUUCGAUUAUAUCAGGAUAUGCUGAGAAGGGUUUGUUUGAAGAUGCGUUAGCCAUGUAUUUUCAGAUGGUGGAAGAGGGUGUGGAGCCUGAUUGUUACACAUUCCCACGUGCAUUGAAGGCUUGUGGAGGUGUUGGGUUGAUUCAUGUAGGAGAGGAAGUUCAUCGGCAUGUGAUUCGUCGUGGAUUUGGAAGUAAUGGGUUUAUUCUAAAUGCACUUGUUGAUAUGUAUUCAAAAUGUGGUGAUAUUGUUAAGGCUCAAAAGCUCUUUGAUCAAAUUGGGACAAAGGAUUUGGUUUCUUGGAAUUCAAUGCUCAUUGGAUACAUGAGGCAUGAGCUCAUAACUAAGGCGUUAAACCUGUUUCGUCUUAUGAUACGUGAUGGAAUAGAACCUGACUCUGUUUCUAUAUCAGCAUUACUUGUGUCCAGAAUACCUUUAUCAAUUGGGAAACAAAUUCAUGGAUGGGUUCUUCGUCGAGGGACUAAUCAAGAAUUGUCCAUUGUUAACUCAUUGGUUGAUUUCUAUGCAGACCAAAAGAAGUUGAAGCAAGUGAGAUGGUUGUUUGAAAAUAUGCAUGAACGGGAUGUAGUGUCAUGGAAUUCAGUCAUUUCAGCUCACUCUAAGCAUCCUGAAGCCCUAUUGUACUUUGAGAAGAUGGUAAAAUCUUGUGACCUACCGGACAGUGUCACAUUUGUGUCUUUGUUGUCGGCAUGUGCUCAUUUAGGGAAACUAGAGGAUGCAGAGAGGCUGUUUAGAAUUAUGCAAGAGAGGUAUGAUAUUAGUCCAAGGAUGGAGCAUUAUGGUUGUAUGGUAAAUCUAUAUGGGAGGUUAGGAUUGAUAGACAAAGCUUUUAAUUUUGUAAUGAAAAAAAUGGAAUUUGAAGCUGGACCAACAGUUUGGGGUGCAUUGUUAUAUGCGUGCUACAGACAUGGCAAUGUUAAAAUAGGAGAAGUAGCUGCGCAACAUCUGUUCGAGUUGGAGCCAGAUAAUGACCAUAAUUUUGAGCUUUUGAUGAAGAUUUAUAAGAAUGCUGGUCUAAUAGAGGAUGUACAGAGAACAAAGCAAAUGAUGAUAGAACGAGGAUUGGAUUCUCCGUUACCAUAUGAAAGACGUUGAAGCUUCUUAAAACGACAUUUUGUCAAUGAUUUUACGGAUACACCAUACUCCCUAC